UGAAACAACAUAAUCAGUGCAUUCGACUCUCAGCUACGGAGCAGGGUGGAAAUCCUCGUCAGAAGACCCGUCAUCGCCAAUCCAUCAUCGUCAGAUAGGAACAGAAAGAAAAAAAAAACGGUCACCCGCAGUAGAAGAGGCGCACAGCCAGAAACAGUGGGUAGUUGCUUGUGCGGAUUCAAAUCGACCAAUUCAUAUAUAAGGGCUCCUGUCUCGGGUUGGCCGGGCUUAGUCGGUCGGGAACCAUCGCAUGGUUUGAACAGUCGUGUGUUCUUGAACAAUUCUUUGUUUGAGUUAGUGAAAACCGGCCAAAAUUAUAGGAUCGGUGUAGUUCACCAGGAGACGAAAGUGAAAAUAUUCUUUUCUUUUUCAAACAAAAGUAUCCCUCUCGAUCGAGACAAAAGGAUGUUCAGCGAAAGAGUCGUUUUCUUCGCGACUAUUUUUGGAUUAACAUUGCUGGCGGUAGCCCGAGCUGACGAGUGGCAUUAUCCGACGCCGGAAUCCAACGGAGUCAUCAAUGAACCGGAACAUUGGGGUGGACAGUGUGACACGGGACGACGUCAAUCACCGAUUGAUCUGACGUACAAAGCAGCCGUCAAGGGUGAUUUUUCCCCGUUUCUUUUCAGCAACUACAUGAACCCGGUCCGGAAUGCAAAGUUAACCAAUACGGGUCAUUCUGUUCAAAUUGAUAACACCGACCCAUCGGUAACUCUGUACGGUGGUGGUUUGCCGGGUCGAUUCGUACUGGAUCAGAUGCACUUCCACUGGGGUUCCGAACAUACGAUCAACAGCGUCCGUUACGCACUGGAAUUGCACAUGGUUCAUCAUGAUUCUCGCUACAAAUCGUUGGCCGAGGCAGCCACCGUGAAGAAUGCCGUAGCCGUUAUCGGUUCCCUGUUCCACGUGUCCAGCCAGGACAACACCCACCUCGACGUAGUUCUGGAGACCUCCAGCGACAUCCGUGAUAUUGCCGGUAAGCAAGCUCCCCUGAAAGGAAAACUAUCUCCGCACAACCUCCUGCCGAAAAAUCGUACGUCUUACUUCCGCUACGAAGGUUCGUUGACUACACCGACUUGUGCGGAAUCUGUCAUCUGGACAGUAUUCACCGAGAGUUUACCCGUUUCGCUAGAUCAGGUCGAACAGUUCAAAGCCAUUCAUGACACGGCUGGACACGAACUCGUGAACAAUUUUCGAUCCUUGCAACCGCUCAAUGCCCGCGCCUUGGUCUACACCACGGAUAUUCACUAUCAGAAUGGCGGUGUUCAGCUGGUUGGAUUACCGCUGAUGAUGCUGAUCGGUGCUACAGUAAUAGCCAUCUGUCGGAGCAAGAUUUCACUGUAGAAUCAAUUCAAUUCUUUCUUGUAGUUGUAGCUACUGACUUUUGCCAUACCCUCUGUAAACAGGUGCUUUAAAGCAAACAUGCUAACAUACAAAAUACCAUACCAAAUAGAGAGAAAUCGUUUGUGAUAGUUGCAUUUGUACAUAGCAAAAGUUGACGAUAGUGUUGUUGUUAGGGUAUUAAAUUAUUUUGUUUAAUGGAUGAUGACCAAAAAGGAAUUCGGAGUGAAUGUUAUAGUACAUUAUUAUAAUUGUUCAUAGAGGAUGAAUAAAUGUUACCAAAAUGAAA
Messenger RNA from Malaya genurostris, 1627 nucleotides. RefSeq names its product carbonic anhydrase 1-like. Bases 406 to 1341 code for a protein of 311 amino acids. The record is from RefSeq and is a predicted model, not a curated record. NCBI's taxonomy places the organism in Eukaryota, Metazoa, Arthropoda, Insecta, Diptera, Culicidae. Gene Ontology annotation, molecular function: zinc ion binding; carbonate dehydratase activity. Gene Ontology annotation, cellular component: cytoplasm. The transcript has 4 exons.